Messenger RNA from Prunus armeniaca (apricot), 501 nucleotides. The record is from the annotation of a GenBank genome assembly. NCBI's taxonomy places the organism in Eukaryota, Viridiplantae, Streptophyta, Magnoliopsida, Rosales, Rosaceae.
AUGCCAACAGCACCUGCCAAGAAAGAAAUUAUGAUUGUCACCACUGAUUAUUUUACUAAAUGGAUCGAGGCCGAAGCUCUAUCCUCUACUAAAGAAGCCGAUGUGGAACGAUUUAUCUGGAGAAACAUUAUCUGUCAGUUUGGCUACCCACAAUCGCUAGUUACCGACAAUGGCUCACAAUUCAUCGGCAAGCAGAUCACCGCCUUCUUCAAAAAGUAUGGCAUCAAGCAGCAUCUCUCUAUCCCGAGAUAUCCUCAGGGCAACGAUGAGCUCCCUAGAGUACUAUGGGCUUAUCGCACCACCAAGCGAAGAUCAACUGGCGAAACCUCGUUUUCCCUUGCCUAUGGAACAGAAGUGAUCAUUCCUCCUCACGUCACUGUCCCCUUUAUAGACAUUGAAGUGGGCAGUAUUGAGCAGAACUUCGAGCAGAGGAGACUCAACCUUGACUUACUUGAAGGCAAACUCAAGAAGACCAUUGUCCGAGUCGCCUCCUAUCAAUAG